Anisakis simplex (herring worm) is the source of this 1853-nucleotide messenger RNA. Lineage: Eukaryota; Metazoa; Nematoda; Chromadorea; Rhabditida; Anisakidae. The record is from the annotation of a GenBank genome assembly.
AUGGAGACGCGUGUCGCGGGUCAGGGCCAACCGAAACGAGUCGGUCGAUGGACGCUGGCUCAGCUGCGUCAAACUGACGGCAUCAUUCCAUCUCAAGCCGGUUGGAACAAAGGUGAUUCGCAGAAGCUGAUGACCAAUUUCGGUACUCCUCGAAAUACCAGCACACGUGUGAAAGCAGAAAAUUUAGCGGAAAUUCCCGAAGAUGUUCUUAUGCGAUCACAUGGUGAAGUACGUCUGCAAUCAGGAACGAAUAAAUUCGAUUCGCAACGUGGCAUGACUGGAUUUGGAACCGGUCGUGACGUCUGUAGGGAGGGAAUUCAUGUUAACCAACUACCCCAGGAUGUACAGCCACUUCCUGAAGAAAAAAUCCGUCUCAGUGAUGGUAUUGUUCGCCUGCAAGCUGGUACCAAUAAAUAUGACUCUCAAAAGGGUAUGACCGGUUUUGGAACGUCUCGUCGGGAGACGACAAAGAUGUUGGAUACAAAACAUCCCGAUUAUGACCACGAGCGCCCUGAUCAAUCAGAGAUCCCACUGCAAGCUGGUACUAACAGAUUUGCAUCCCAAAAGGGCAUGACCGGAUUUGGUACUUCACGUCGUGAGACAACCAGGAUCGUUGAUACAGCUCAUCCCGAAUAUGACUGUGAAAGCAGUAUCGAUUCAACAACAAUUCCUAGCCAAAUGGGUAGCAAUAAAUAUGCAUCACAGAAAGGCAUGACUGGGUUCGGCCAACCACGUUGGGAAGUUCUCGAUCCAUCUAUUUCGUGGCAGAAUCGCAAAAGUCAAGGCAUGGUUCGCCUUCAGUCUGGUACGAACAGAUUCGCUUCACAGCAGGGUAUGACUGGUUUUGGUACGGUCCGUAACACAACUUAUGAGGCCGAAGCAGGAGAACUACCAUACGAAGAUAUGAAGAAGUCUGAAACGAUUAUUCCUUCGCAGGCAGGAUGGAACAGGGGAGACUCUCAGAGAGGAAUGACUGGGUUCGGUGCACCUCGUGAUGUAAAAGGCAAACAUCUCAAGCGCAUUUGGGAAUUAGAAUAUCCAGAAGAAGCUGAAGUAUCACUCGAUCGACUUUAAGAUCUGAAUCAGAAUGAUCAGUCCAUCAGUGCCAAUCGAAAAAGCAACUGAAUUGAAUCUAACACAUCGCACUAUGCAACUUGAAUGAAUAAUUAUCCCAUUUCGAUUUUGUAUGAAGUCUGAACCUAACGUUGUCUAAGUGAAUAUGCUUUGAUCACCACUUACCAGAAAUUAUCUUCGUACCCAAUGCAGCUUAUUAUUAAGAUUGUUGCGUUUGUUUUAUCCAUCAAACGAUACUUUGGAGAACAAGUGAAGUAUGUACGAAACUCAAUCUGUUUCCUCUUAUUAAUCAAGUCGUCGUCAGUAUUCAUUUCUUUCUACUGCUUGCUGCAUCCAACUGUGAAUAAUUGUUUAAUGAAGCAGCUACACUAAUUGAUUCGUGCAUUAUAUAAUAUUAUCACAAAGUGCUCUUUAUUGUUUCUUAAACUGUCGACAUUUGCUCUCUUUAACUAUGUUUAUUCGUUUUUGUUUUCAUUUAUUGUUGUUUUCUUAUUCAUCUAGUUGGAGAGUAGUUCCAAAUUUUCGAUGUGCUGCCAACGAAUCGAGUCUUUUCAAUUGUUCAGCUCAAUCCUGAUCAAUAUAAUUGGAAUUAUGUUUCAUUUUUAAAAUAUCGUUUCAUCGCCCAAAUUUAUUUUCGGUCAUGUUCCUUCUAGUUCUCUUUCAGCGCUCAUUGUUAUGUGCUACUCAAUCUGUUGACGAUGCAUCAAAACAAUACUGACAUAUGGCAUUUGUCUCAUUCAUUAUAACUUCCCCUUAUGUUUUUUAAUAGUUGAUCGAUA